Corythoichthys intestinalis (scribbled pipefish) is the source of this 2671-nucleotide messenger RNA. It is a transcript of the gene chgb, whose product is annotated as chromogranin B. Bases 61 to 2412 code for a protein of 783 amino acids. The transcript has 7 exons. The record is from RefSeq and is a predicted model, not a curated record. NCBI's taxonomy places the organism in Eukaryota, Metazoa, Chordata, Actinopteri, Syngnathiformes, Syngnathidae.
CUUCUCCUCUUGCAGGAGCAUCUCUCCCGCUGCAUCGGGAGGCAAACCAGAGUCCAGAAGAUGACAUCUACUCCUCUUUUUCUCCUACUCGGGUUGGCUUUUCUUAUAGGAAAUCAAGCGCUUCCAGUGGGGAAGGAUAGCCAGAGGGAAGAUGGGGUGACAAGAUGUUUGGUGGAGGUUCUGUCCAAAGCACUCACCCAGCCGGAUGCCCAACUGGAACAAGAGUGCAAGGAGAUCCUACGAGCAGGAAUUAAACAUGCUCCGCCGGACAAGAAGAACAAUGUGGCAAUCUACGGAGAGCAAGCCAAAGAUAAAGCACAGGAUCCUGAGGUCCAGGGCUCGCAUGCAGAAGAAGUCCAAGAACUUCUGAAGUCUUUGAAGUCUAAACCGGAGAACACAAAGGAAGAACACAAUGAGGAAUCCUGGACUCUGGAGAAGAGACAACAAGAAGAUGGAGGUGAUGUAGAGGAGGAACGGGAGAAAAGAAGCAACUGGAGGCCAGGAAGGUUUCACCAGAAGCCCAAACGUGACGAAGAGCCUUUGGAGGGGGAUGAGGGUGGCGAAGAGCGCAGUCAGGAGUCCUGGGAUUUGGACCGAAGGAGCGACGGUGACCAAGAGGACAAGCGCACUUGGAAGCCCUCGCAUCAACACUACCAAAGGGUGAAGUUUCAUAAGCGUGGAGAUGAUGAUGAGGAUUAUGAACGCAGCCAGGAGUCAUGGGGACUUGACGAUGAAAGGGAUAAGAGAGAAUGGAGGCCCGGGAGAUACCACCAAAGGAGACACAAGAGGGAUGAGGAACUCUCAGAAGAACCAGAUGAGGAGCGCAGCCAGGAAUCUUGGGAUUUUGACACCGGUAGAGAUAAGAGAGAAUGGAGGGCUGGGAGAUACCACCAAAGGAGACACAAACGUGAUGAGGAACUGUCAGAGGAACCCAGAGAGGAAACAGAUUACGAUCGCAGCCAGGAGUCAUGGGGGCUUGAUGACGAGAGGGACAAAAGGGAAUGGAGGGUUGGAAGAUACCACCAGAAGAGACCAAAGAGGGACGAGGAAUUCUCAGAGGACCCAGAUGAGGAGCGUAGCCAGGAAUCUUGGGAUUUUGACACCGACCGACAAAAAAGAGAGUGGAGGUCAAGGAGACCCAACCAGAGUAGACACAAACGUGACGAGGAACUCUCAGAGGACCCAGAUGAGGAACGUAGCCAGGAAUCUUGGGAUUUUGACACCAACCGACAAAAGAGAGAGUGGAGGUCAAGGAGACCCCAACAGAGUAGACACAAACGUGACGAGGAACUCUCAGAGGACCCGGAUGAGCAACGUAGCCAGGAAUCUUGGGAUUUUGACACCGACCGGCACAAGAGAGAAUGGAGGUCUAGGAGACCCCACCAAAGGAGAUUCAAGCGAGAUGAAGAACUCUCAGAGGAACCCAGAGAGGAAUCAGACGAUGAACGCAGUCAAGAGUCUUGGGAUUUUGACACCGACCGACACAAGAGAGAAUGGAGGUCCAGGAGACCCCACCAAAGGAGAUUCAAGAGAGAUGAAGAACUCUCAGAGGAACCCAGAGAGGAAUCAGACAAUGAACGCAGCCAAGAGUCUUGGGAUUUUGACACUGACCGACAAAAGAGAGAGUGGAGGUCUCGGAGACCCCAACAGAGUAGACACAAACGUGACGAGGAACUCUCAGAGGAUCCGGAUGAGGAACGUAGCCAGGAAUACUGGGAUUUUGACAUCGACCGAUACAAGAGAGACUGGAGACCAGGAAGAUACCACCAAAGGAGACAUAAGCGAGAUGAAGAACUGUCAGAGGAUCCGGGUGAAGAACGCAGCCGAGAAUACUGGGACUUUGACACUGACAGAUACAAGAGGGAAUGGAGACCAGGGAGAAACCACCAGAGGAGGCACAAGCGUGACGAGGAACUCUCAGAGGAGAAGAGAGAGGAAUCGGAUGGAGAACGCAGUCAGGAGUACUGGAGCUUUGACAAAAGACACGACGGAGAUGAUGAAAAGCGCAUUUGGAAGCCGACACAUCGUUACUACCAAAGAAAGAAGUAUCCCAAGCAUGGACGGGAGGAAUUGUCAGAAGAUGAAGACCUAAGGGAUGAUUCUGACAUUUCAGAGGACAGAAACGAAGCUCUCAGGUAUCUAGCUGAGAAGCGAAACCCGUGGAUCUACAGAGGCUUUUACCAUCCUGCCUGGUUCAAAAGGGAUGCAGAAGACAAUACUGCCUCAAACAAGUUGGAUGAGGCGGCCAAGGUGUUGAGUCACAAGAUCAACCAGCUCGCCAACCUGGAGGCGUCAGAGGGAGCAAUGCAGCCGGCGGCACUCACUCCGCACGAGGAGAAAGCACUGGAGAACCUGGCGGCAAUGGACAUGGAAAUGAAGAAAAUCUCUGAGAAGUUGCAUGAUAAAGAAUGAGCUUUGCUUUUAAUGUUUACAUGGAAAAAUAAGGUCGUUUGCCAAGUUAAUGUGCGUAAAAUAUUUUAAAAAGUUAACCGUGGAGCCUUGCUUAAAAACCAUUUAAUAAACCUUGUGUUUGUGCUAUUUUGAUGUGAUAUUCUGAACGUGAGCAUGGGAAUGUUUUUGAUGUUUAUAUAUAGAAAUCAUCCAAUAUUGACUGACGUCGCUGUCUUUUUAAGUGUUUGUGCUCAAUAAAAGAGUUAUUCUGGGACCGUAA